ACAUGAGUGGCAGCGGCUACGUUCGCGCUGCCACUGUACUUGACAAGCCAGAGCACCUGCCCGUCAACCUCGGAACGGUCAACGUGCACUUACCUCGUUCUUUAGUGGAUGAGGCUCAUCUGCAGUCGUUGAAGGCAAUUUAACAGCAACAAUCACAUCUUUUUGAACUGCACGGAGAGCAAAGGCGCAAACCACUGGCCGCCUUCUCUGAGGCUAUUGAGCACUAGUCAUCGACUGUGUCCAGCUGUGACGUUGUACCACUAGCAAUGACUCAAUCGCCAAAGUCACGCUCCUCGCACACUGCUGAUAUUUGACACUUGCGACAAGGUGGGAUCAAGUAACACUCGAUCGAUGUUCUCUUGUUCUAAAAGCAUGAGAUCGAGAAGAGCGUCCCCAACGAUGUGCAAGUGUUGCUGUCGAACUAUAGGCAACGAGAUGAGAAUCAUGCUGAAAGUGUAUGUGUUGUUGGGGUAUCAUCGUUCAGGAGGACGGACAAAUACUGCCGAGGCUGCUUCAUCGGUAGCAAUCGCCGACAUUGACGCGUGCCUUCCGGAAAUUCAAUCUCGUCGGCACGGGAGGGAACCGUUGGAACCUAUUUGCGCCAGCAAAACCACGACCCAACAUCGUCCUAGAAUCUCCUUUCCGCGUAAUCGUCUAUCUGUACUUGUGCCCCUGACUCUUCUUUCGCAUGGACUUCUCAUCGCCGGACACCGUGGGCGCGCAGACUGCGCAGCUUGGAUCUCUCAAAGCCCAAAGAAACAUGCCUUUGAGCCUGGCGCCCGAAGGUACCCAGAAAUUGUAUACGAGCGUAGAUCCACGUUUCGUCCUGGAUGUCUUGCAGCCUGUUCCUGUUUCAACUCUCUCUCCCAGAUCCUGGUGUUGAACAGGGUUGAGCGCAGCAAAGGUAAGGAUGGGAGGCCUAUCUCGAGCCGCAACAGCUGCGUACAUUUCCACACGCUCAACACCUGAGCGACCUUGAAGCUAGGUCGAGACAUGUUUACAGGUCCACAUCGCGGAUGCGCUGGAAAGAGGCAGAGAUUUUUGGUAUGAGCGUCUUACCA
Messenger RNA from Macroventuria anomochaeta, 1061 nucleotides. RefSeq lists its product as uncharacterized. The transcript is spliced from 3 exons. Lineage: Eukaryota; Fungi; Ascomycota; Dothideomycetes; Pleosporales; Didymellaceae. Bases 352 to 969 code for a protein of 205 amino acids. The record is from RefSeq and is a predicted model, not a curated record.